Molecule: messenger RNA, 648 nt
Organism: Lepidothrix coronata (blue-crowned manakin)
Lineage: Eukaryota; Metazoa; Chordata; Aves; Passeriformes; Pipridae
Product: ras-related protein Rab-39B-like
Exons: 2
Coding region: 1-648 (215 amino acids)
Molecular function (GO): GTP binding; GTPase activity
Source: RefSeq, a predicted model, not a curated record
AUGGAGCCGCCGUGGCAGUACCAGUUCCGGGUGAUCAUGCUGGGGGACUCCACGGUGGGGAAAUCCUCCCUCCUGCGGCGCUACACCGAGGGCACCUUCCUGGACGCCGUCAACCAGACGGUGGGGGUGGAUUUCUACGUCCAGUUCGUGGAGCUGGAGCCGGGGCUGAGGGUGAAGCUGCAGUUCUGGGACACGGCCGGGCAGGAGAGGUUCAGGUCCGUGACUCGCUCCUACUACCGCAACUCCGCCGGGGGGAUGCUGCUCUUCGACCUCACCAACCGCGCGUCCUUCGAGAGCGUGCGGCGCUGGCACCGCGACGUGACCGACACGGUGCAGCCCUUCGGCGUCGUCUUCCUGCUGGUGGGGCACAAGAGCGACCUGGCGGGGCAGCGCCGCGUGGGCCGCAGGGAGGCCGAGAGGUUGGCGGCCUCGCUGGGCGCCCAGUACGUGGAGACCUCGGCCAAGGACGCCUCCAACGUGGCCCUGGCGUUCCGGAUGCUGACGGUGGCCAUCUACCAGGCGCUGCGGACGGGGAGGUUGGCGGCCACCGAGGCGUGGGACGGGGUGAAGAGCAGCGUCCCCCUGCCCGUGCCGCCCAAAGCUCGGCUGUCGGAGAAGGAGGGGAAGGGGAAGAGGUGCUCGUGCUAG